Vigna unguiculata (cowpea) is the source of this 1578-nucleotide messenger RNA. RefSeq names its product DNA repair (Rad51) family protein (gene DMC1). Gene Ontology annotation, cellular component: condensed nuclear chromosome; nucleus. The record is from RefSeq and is a predicted model, not a curated record. NCBI's taxonomy places the organism in Eukaryota, Viridiplantae, Streptophyta, Magnoliopsida, Fabales, Fabaceae. Gene Ontology annotation, biological process: DNA strand invasion; DNA recombinase assembly; reciprocal meiotic recombination. Gene Ontology annotation, molecular function: single-stranded DNA binding; ATP hydrolysis activity; DNA strand exchange activity.
UUCAGACCUCAUUCAUAAUUCAAAAACUCUCUCACUGUUCUUCAGCCACAUUUAAAUUUUCUUUCCGGAGUCACGAUGCUUGCGACACUCAAAUCCGAAGAAUCCAGCGGCCAGUUACAGCUCGUCGAACGAGAAGACAUCGAAGACGAUGAAGACCUCUUCGAAGCUAUCGACAAAUUGAUUGCUCAAGGCAUCAAUGCCGGAGAUGUGAAAAAACUUCAGGACGCAGGGAUAUAUACCUGCAAUGGCUUGAUGAUGCACACAAAGAAGAACUUGACUGGAAUCAAAGGUCUAUCUGAGGCCAAGGUCGAUAAGAUCUGCGAGGCUGCUGAGAAGAUUGUGAAUUUUGGAUAUAUCACCGGAAGUGACGCACUGCUCAAAAGGAAGUCAGUGAUUCGAAUCACUACUGGAAGCCAAGCGCUUGAUGAAUUGCUAGGAGGUGGGAUCGAAACAUUAGCCAUUACAGAAGCGUUUGGAGAAUUCCGAUCGGGGAAAACACAGCUUGCUCACACUCUCUGUGUUUCCACUCAGCUGCCAACUAAUAUGAGGGGAGGCAACGGAAAAGUUGCUUACAUUGACACAGAAGGAACCUUCCGACCUGACCGAAUUGUUCCCAUAGCUGAGAGAUUUGGCAUGGAUCCUGGGGCUGUACUGGACAAUAUUAUAUAUGCUCGUGCCUACACUUACGAGCAUCAGUACAAUCUCCUCCUUGGGUUGGCUGCUAAAAUGUCCGAGGAGCCAUUCAGACUUCUGAUUGUGGAUUCAGUGAUUGCUCUGUUUCGGGUAGACUUUUCAGGAAGAGGAGAGCUUGCAGAGCGCCAGCAAAGACUGGCACAGAUGCUUUCUCGAUUAAUAAAGAUAGCUGAGGAAUUCAAUGUUGCAGUUUAUAUGACAAACCAAGUCAUAGCUGAUCCAGGAGGCGGGGUGUUCGUAACUGAUCCAAAGAAACCAGCAGGAGGGCAUGUGCUGGCGCAUGCAGCCACAGUAAGGUUGAUGUUUAGGAAAGGGAAAGGGGAACAACGGAUUUGCAAAGUGUUUGACGCCCCAAACCUACCAGAGGCUGAAGCUAUAUCCUUUUUUUUUCUCCUCUAAAAAUAAUCUACUCGUUCAGUAAUUACGAAAUUAAUCAAAUCCACCCCAAAUAGUUAUAUGAAUCUAUGAUUGUUAAAAGCAAAGGGACCUUUAUCAUAAUUGUAAAUAACCAAGUCAUAUUAGCUGGAUUUUUAAGAUGGGGGCAAAAACAUCAUUGUAACCAUUGAAAACGGUUGCAAUGCUUUUGAGAAUGAGGCUCUUCCAUCCGCGUGUAUUUUCUUGACAGGGUUACGUGUUCCAGAUAACACCAGGGGGCAUUGCAGACGCUAAGGACUAAAAAGUCGAUUCUAACUCUGGGACGAAUCACAAAAGCGACAACAGUGGCUGAAUAUUUCUAUUAACCUUAAUCUUCCAUAUAUUUGCUCACAGCUUGUAUGAAAAGUGCUGUUACUUAGUAUAUUUCAGUGGCGAGUUUCCCUUAGUUAUAAACGUUCCCUUUAUAUAGCAAGUAGCAAAGAUAUUUUGAAUUUUCAAUAUCUCACAAAC